Babesia bigemina is the source of this 447-nucleotide messenger RNA. RefSeq lists its product as hypothetical. Bases 1 to 447 code for a protein of 148 amino acids. Lineage: Eukaryota; Apicomplexa; Aconoidasida; Piroplasmida; Babesiidae. The record is from RefSeq and is a predicted model, not a curated record. The transcript has a single exon.
AUGGGUCACGCAGGCGGUGGAUCGGAUGGGCUGUCUUCCGGGAAUUUGGAGGAUUACUCUCAUGGUUUGCAGCAGAGCGGCAUAUACUGGGAAACCGGGCAUCGCACAUACGUUCCAUUUUGGUGGCGCUGGGUUCAGAAGUUCACACCUAAGCUGAUAGAUGACCAGCUUCGUGCGAUAAUUGGUCACGCGCAGCCCGUUGCGUACGAGCCAUUUGUGUUUUACGGCAAUUCGGCCUACUUCAGGAGUUAUGUAGGAGAUCCCGACGUGAGCACAGUUCACGCACUACGCCGUCGAACCAAUUACUGCUUUCUUCCCACGGGAGGCAAGAGUUUAGCAGUGCUGGAGAGUGAGUUGCAGAAACGGGGUGAUGCCCACCACGAACUCCGGGAAAAGGUAUUCCACGAAGUGCUCCGGUCCGCCAAAGCGCUGGAUAUGUCCAAAUGA